GUAAGCAAGUGAGAACCAAACUGUCACAGGCCUUUAAUCACUGGCUGAAUGUUCCAGAAGAUAAAAUACAGGUUAUCAUUGAAGUGACGGAGAUGUUGCACAAUGCAAGCCUACUUGUGGAUGAUAUUGAAGAUAACUCAAAGCUACGACGGGGCUUUCCUGUGGCACACAGUAUCUAUGGAAUUCCAUCUGUAAUCAACUGUGCUAAUUAUGUGUACUUCCUUGGCUUAGAGAAGGUUUUAACGCUUGAUCAUCCAGAUGCUGUUAAAGUUUUUACCCGUCAACUUCUGGAACUCCAUAAAGGUCAAGGCUUGGAUAUUUACUGGAGGGAUACUUAUACGUGUCCUACAGAAGCUGAAUAUAAAGCUAUGGUCCUGCAGAAGACAGGUGGCCUCUUUGGAUUAGCUGUAGGCCUCAUGCAGCUGUUCUCAGAUUAUAAAAAAGACUUAAAACCACUUCUUAACACACUUGGCCUCUUCUUCCAAAUAAGAGAUGACUAUGCCAAUUUGCACUCCAAAGAAUAUAGUGAAAACAAGAGUUUUUGUGAAGACUUAACUGAGGGCAAGUUCUCAUUUCCAACCAUUCAUGCAAUUUGGUCAAGACCUGAAAGUACUCAGGUGCAAAACAUUUUACGUCAAAGGACAGAGAACAUAGAUAUAAAAAAAUACUGUGUACAUUACCUUGAAAAAGUGGGUUCCUUUGAGUACACUCGGAAUACAUUGAAAGAGCUUGAAUCUGAAGCCUAUAAACAAAUCGAAUCACUUGGGGGAAACCCUGAGCUUGUAGCACUGGUUAAACAGCUGAGCCAAAUGUUCAAAGAAAGUGAAAAUUAAAAAUUUGACUCCUGGAUUAAAACUCCUUUUAAAAGGGAAAAAUAACAAGACUGAGAGGUGUGAUAAUCAGUGUCACUUAAAACGCUUUUUCUGGUAACUAUGUUAAAAAAUUACUGUUAAAAACAAUUUGUCACCGAGUAUUGCAAUAUGUAUACCACUAUACAAUCUUUAACUGCUUACAGAUGGCUUUGUUAAAGGAGAUGUAGUAUAAGUGAAACAAGGUUUGAAUCUAAAUAUGAUCAUCUUCACACAGUCAUCGCAUU
Apaloderma vittatum (bar-tailed trogon) is the source of this 1096-nucleotide messenger RNA. It is a transcript of the gene GGPS1, whose product is annotated as geranylgeranyl diphosphate synthase 1. Gene Ontology annotation, biological process: isoprenoid biosynthetic process. Gene Ontology annotation, molecular function: prenyltransferase activity. The record is from RefSeq and is a predicted model, not a curated record. Lineage: Eukaryota; Metazoa; Chordata; Aves; Trogoniformes; Trogonidae. The transcript has 2 exons. The annotation marks the transcript as partial.